GAUGCUCCUGGAAAGUUCAAUAAAUCAUGUUCAUUACUAUUUGGUGGUGAGCUAUAUGGAAGGUUUGAUAAUCCUUACCCCAGCGAAGAAAGCAUGGCUUUAUUAUUUGGAAUUCAUCCAGAAGAAGCAGAACAAAUUGUGAAAAAAAUUUUUGGUGAUAAUGCUUUAAAUGAGUUAACAGAGGUGAAGCAAGCCAGAAAAUUAGGAUUAACUGUCGAAAUUAUCAAAGUCAAUGAACUACCAGAGUCGGCAACAAAUGAUACAGAGGAUGAUACAACAUCGGAAAAUGAAGAUGAUUGGUUACGUUCUUAUUUUAUUCGUGAAUUUGAAGUUCGUGAAUUUGAAUCUCCUGAUGCAGAACCAUUUACUAUCGCUGUUGGUCAAGAUCUUGCACCCUAUACAAUGGUUGGGAUGUCUAUUCACGCCGACUUUCAUCAAUUGUCGAAUGGUUGA
Messenger RNA from Racocetra persica, 453 nucleotides. NCBI's taxonomy places the organism in Eukaryota, Fungi, Glomeromycota, Glomeromycetes, Diversisporales, Gigasporaceae. The record is from the annotation of a GenBank genome assembly.